Molecule: messenger RNA, 611 nt
Organism: Papilio polytes (common Mormon)
Lineage: Eukaryota; Metazoa; Arthropoda; Insecta; Lepidoptera; Papilionidae
Product: 2-oxo-4-hydroxy-4-carboxy-5-ureidoimidazoline decarboxylase-like
Exons: 3
Coding region: 64-591 (175 amino acids)
Biological process (GO): allantoin metabolic process
Molecular function (GO): carboxy-lyase activity
Source: RefSeq, a predicted model, not a curated record
UGACUGAUAAUUCCAGCUCUGUCAGUAUAUCAAUAUUGUUCAGUUAGCGUGCACUAAAAAACAAUGACGUCUCUAACAAUUUCGGAAGUUAAUUCAUUGAAUGAAAAUCAAUUCGAGACGGUUUUCGGAAAUGUAAUAGAACAUUGCAAAGGUGCUCCAGUGAUGAUAAAAAAGUUACGGCCGUUUAAAAACGUCAAUGAACUUUGUGAUGCGUUUCAAAAGUACUUGGACGAUAUCAAUGAAGAAGAAAAAUUGGCAGUAUUGAAAUCACAUCCAGAUCUAGCAGGAAGAUUGGCUCAACAAGGAGAAUUAACUCCAGAAUCAACGGAAGAGCAACGAAGCGCUGGAUUGAAUGAUCUAACCCAAGAACAAAAGCGAAUAAUGGAUGAUAGAAACACGCGAUACAAAUCAAAAUUCGGAUUCCCGUUCAUAAUUUGUGCAAGAGAAAACAAAGUUCAGUCAAUAUUGGAUGGAUUGAAAAAUCGUUACAACAAUAAUUAUGACCAGGAAGUGCAAACCGGCAUUAAUGAAGUAAAGAAAAUAUGCAAAUUAAGAAUUCUCAACAUUGUAACUAAUGAACAUGUACAAUAAGAUCAAUUUUUUUAAAAUUA